CUUGUUUGUGAUUUUAAAAAAUGGAAACUUAUGCAGUCAAAUGUGACUUAACAUUUUUAGUUUUUCGCAUAGAAUAUCCUUCCAGUUACAUAUAACCGUAAAUAUUGGAACACCCCGUACCUAUACAUGUUACGUGCACGCGCACUAUUUCUACAUAUACGAAUCCUACCAUCGAUUAGACAAAAAGAAAGAGGUUCAAGUCCAAUGUUGCGAUCAUGGAACGAGAACAAUGAACAAUCGUAGCAAGCAGGUUCUUCGUUGAAUACUUCACGGAGAUUAUUGUAUGUCUAAAGCAUCGUGCUCUUCGGCCGAUCGGUUACGUGCAGUUACGCUGGUAAACUUGCACGCGAUACAGACGUGUGAUGACAUUUCGGUGAGCCGCAAGAAUGUUUUGUGUGCUAGGAAGAUGUUUAUGCAAAAGGGACGCUGUGAGAGCAUUGAGUACAGGCGAAGUGUCGACGGCACUUCGACCCUUUUAUUUCACAGUUCAUCCAGACCUUUUCGGUCAAUAUCCAACACAGAGAACAGUGAAUGAAAAUUCCUUAAAGCAGCUAAGCUCGAUCAUAGAAAGUUUGCAACAACACAAACCCAUCAGGCCUAUCACAUUGCCAUUUUAUUUACGCUCCAAAGAUGAGAAAGAAGUCAAGGCUGGUAAAUUUACUCUAGUGCAGAUACAAUUAAAAGAAAGAGAUCUGAGACAAACUAUCCUUUCAAUUUUGAAAACAUGCGAUCUACCGACCACGUUUGUAGACAAAAUAGAAGAGCAAAAGCCAACGAAAACAAAUGCAAACUAUAAAUCAAAGUUUUGGCAAAGAAAAGGAUAUGCAGGAGAAAACAUAGAUUUUUCGGAAUUAGAAGAUGAUCCUAUCUAUGCAUCUAUUUUGAUGAAAAGAAAAAUUAAUACAGAACCAGAUACUCUUAAGGCUUAUUUAGAUAAACAUAUUAACGAAGUACAUGUAAAGUUGGAAGCAUGUAGGCCAAUGAGAGAGGAAGUACAAAAGCUAGAAAAAAUAUUGUGCUCAAAAUUAGGUUUAAAGAAUAUUAUAUGGGAUUGUGGAUGGAAUAUAGCUCACUAUAGAGGCUGUUUGUUGGCCUUCAAGGCAUUAGUUGAACAUCAUCCUGAACCAAUGGAAGUAUUAAAAGAUAGGACGCUAGUGUUUGCCAAUGAUACAGGCAUUAGUCUAGAGGGAAGUGUUAUGUUAAAUUCUGGAGAAGUCAGACACAAUUGGCUUGAUCUAAUCAAAAAUGUUCAAAAACAUGAUGUUGUACUGUUGAGAUUACCAGCUUUUGAGAAGGCAGUUUCACAAGUACUUCUUGACAUAAAAGUUGGUCGACGGGUGCUCUAUAUGUGCAGGAAAUUCAUGCCUAAGGUAAUGGUUAGCCAGUAUGAACAACAACUUCGGCAGCUAACUACAACCCUCUCAGACUAUCGCGGAAGAAGAAACUAUCCGAAAGUGUGGCCAACCAGCUUAUCAGCUUAUGAAAUUGUCAUUGAAGCAGAAGCUGGUCCUUUAAUGCUGUCUCCUACUGGACAAUUUAUAGUACCAUCCUCGUGUCCGAGUUUUCUAUUAGUCAAUUUUAUUACAGAAAACUUAGAAGAAGCCACUAAAAGAUUACAUCACUAUAACAAUAUAAAACACGUAGAACGUGAGCUUCACAAUACAGCUAUAAAAGAAUUAGGUUUAAUCGAUCUUAAUAAGGAUGAUAGUAUUACUCCAGAUCUGAUGAUACAAUGCUGUGAACGUUUAUUAUUGCACAAAGGUGUACUAGCUCCUCUAUUAGAAGGUGUGAUGCUCUGGGUAACACACUAUUACUCUGUUAUGAGCGAUGGUGUUUUAUGUAUACCCUGGGAUUGGAAACUCUGAAUCCAAAUUGAAAAUGUUCUCAAGUGCUUUCUUGUUAUAUAUACUUUGAACUUAAUACCAACUACUAGGAUAACUACAUCGAACAAUUGUACAAAUUAAAGUUAACAUGUAAUGUACAGAUAAUGAAGUAACGAUAGAAUAAUACAUGCUAUUUUUCUGACAAGUUUAAAUAAACAGAGAAUUCAAGAAAAAAUUA
This is a messenger RNA of Megalopta genalis, 2061 nucleotides long. RefSeq names its product T-cell activation inhibitor, mitochondrial. Gene Ontology annotation, cellular component: mitochondrion. The record is from RefSeq and is a predicted model, not a curated record. Lineage: Eukaryota; Metazoa; Arthropoda; Insecta; Hymenoptera; Halictidae.